This is a messenger RNA of Eruca vesicaria subsp. sativa (arugula), 1005 nucleotides long. NCBI's taxonomy places the organism in Eukaryota, Viridiplantae, Streptophyta, Magnoliopsida, Brassicales, Brassicaceae. The record is from the annotation of a GenBank genome assembly.
AUGCGUCAUGUUGCUGAGACUCUUUCUAUUGAUUUGGAGAUCUCUUCAUCUACAGCUGUUAUAGUUUUAUCUACAAGCUGCUUGGAUGCAGAGGCUUCUUAUGGUUUCUCCUAUUAUGACCCUACGAUUGCUGAGCUUAGGGAACAAGCAGCUCUAUCUUACUUUGGUUGCGUGUUUCAGCCAUCUGAUGAAGAAGCUGAAGCUUUCCAGAUUACUCAAAAACCAAAUUCGCCAUUGCAGAAAGUUCCUGAGGCAUUAGAUUUCAGGAACAGAAGAAGAGACGCAGCUGUGUUUGCUAUAAACAAUGCUUUGAGGAUUCACCCGAUGCCUUUGCUUGGUACCGAUGAGAAUAGGGAUGGUACUGUGCAGGAGGCUGAGAUCUCACCUGUGAUUGGAAACUUUGAGGUUAAGGCUUAUCCACAGUUACUGAAACUGUGUGGUGAUAUGGACUCAGCAGGGCUCCAUAAGUUUGUAUCAGACAACCGCAAGAACCUUGCAUCACUAAAGGAGGAGAUUCCUGUGGCGUUCAAGGCUGCAGCAAACCUGGCGAGCUUGGUGUUGAACUCUUUGGAAGGUUUUUACCCCAUGGAGGCACCAAACACUGAUGGGAAGAAAGACGCUAACCUCUUGGGGAUGCGUAGGACCUGUAUCAUGUUGAUGGAGUGCCUUAGCAUACUGUUAUCUGGUUUAGACAGAAACUCCCUUGCUGCUGUUCUUCAAAAGAUGUUAAGCAGAGAACAAAAGCUAUUGCUGAAGGAUGGAAUCCACUGCUGGGAAAUCUUGAGAUGGAUGCCUGCAAUGGUCAGGGAUAACAGAACAGACUGGGUUCUCAAAGUGAAUGAACCAAUAGCAGGAAACUACUAUCCGCUUAAUCUGGGAAUCUACACAAAAGACAAGAAAGUAGAGUUGUCGGUGCUGGUUGAUAGGGCUACUGGUGGUGGUAGUAUCAAAGACGGUGAAAUAGAAUUGAUGCUCCACAGAUUCCAAAAUUCAUCUUAUAUGUAG